This is a messenger RNA of Exophiala xenobiotica, 966 nucleotides long. RefSeq lists its product as uncharacterized. Lineage: Eukaryota; Fungi; Ascomycota; Eurotiomycetes; Chaetothyriales; Herpotrichiellaceae. The transcript has 2 exons. Bases 1 to 966 code for a protein of 321 amino acids. The record is from RefSeq and is a predicted model, not a curated record.
AUGCCGUUUCUACCGGCCAUCGCUUCACCGUCUCUCGGCCAUCCCUCUGUCCACCCAAUCCACAAGAGGUUGGAACAGGCGGCAGCACAUGGCUUUAAGCUCAUUGAGAUUGUCGAAGCCGACCUGGAUACAGUCAAGGCAGCCGAGUAUGUCAAGAAAUUAUGCGACAAAUUCGGCAUAAAAGCGUUUGUUUUCCAGCCUUUCUGGUUCUAUGAAGGCCUAGUCGACCGCAAAGAGCACGAGGCAAAGAUCAAGAAACUGAGACUGUGGAUGAUAUUGGUCAAGAUCCUUGAUGUAAACUUGGUGCAGGUCCCCACGAAUUGGUUGUUAGAAGGCACAACAGGCGAUAUGGAGAUCAUUGUCAAGGACUUUGUGGAAAUGGCUGAAAUAGGCCUGGAGCAGGACCCCAUCGUGUCAUUCGCUUACGAAGGCGUGGCUUGGGGUACACACAUCGAUACCUGGCAGGGCACUUGGGAGGUCGUCAAGCGUGUCAACAGACGUAAUUUCGGACUCUGUCUCGACAGCUUCCACAUCGCUGCGCGAGUAUGGGGAGACCCAACCGCAAGCGACGGGAAGAACCUAGACGGCGAAGCAAAGCUCAAACGAUCGAUGGAACAGCUGGUUGCAGAAGUGGAUGUGCAGAAGGUAUUUUAUGUCCAAAUUGGGGAUGCUGAGAGGCUGGACCAGCCGCUUGAUGUUGGACAUCCAUUCUAUUCCGAAACACAGCUCGCACGUAUGAGCUGGUCGAGAAAUGCGAGGAUUUUCGCAUUCGAGGAGCACGAAAAUGGAUGCUUGCCCAUCGAACCCAUCCUCAAGGCGAUCGUACAAGGAUUGAAGUUCGAAGGUUACCUCAGCGUGGAGAUAUUUUCACGGAAAUUGUUCGACAAGGAUCCGGCCGUACCAGGCCAAUAUGCUGCCAGAGGAAUGAAAAGUUGGGAGAAGAUAAUGCAAAAGAUAAAAGACUAG